AUGCCUUUCCAACUUGAGUCCAACAAUUACUCUCGGACAUGGGGAAGCAUGGAUUCUUCGAUGACCUGUUCUCAGAACUCACCGAGUCAGCGCGACUCUCCAGUAUCUGUCGAUGGACACGCGUCUCCUUACUCAUUCACAAAUGAGAGAUGCAGCUCACCAGUCUCAACCGAAUCAUAUACCAACACCGACACUCAAUAUCCUGUCUCGGGUCUCCCUGUCGAGCUGGUGACUAGCAUCGACCAUUACCUUCGCAGCAUUCUCAAGCCUGAGGCUUUCGCUUCGUCUCAUCAGCAGCUGAACCCCACAAUCUGGAACACGGAUACAAUUGAUAUCGAUCCAAUUUUGACUAAGCCAGAGAGCCCACAGUUGUCACUUUAUUCAUGGCCUCCCGCAAAUGACUUAUCAUACCAGAACGCCCAGAUGAAUCAUUAUCAGUCUACCGGUCGUUGA
Molecule: messenger RNA, 453 nt
Organism: Penicillium arizonense
Lineage: Eukaryota; Fungi; Ascomycota; Eurotiomycetes; Eurotiales; Aspergillaceae
Exons: 2
Coding region: 1-453 (150 amino acids)
Source: RefSeq, a predicted model, not a curated record